GACACCUGGCGCGUUGCUAUUGUGCUGAAGCCCGGCCUACUCCGGUUCACAGCCUUUGGUUCAUACUGUUACUUAUGCGUAAGGCUCCAGCAUGGCCUACAAAGGGGACAUGGUGAUGCUGGGAGAACCAGGGCAGAAAGGGAACAUGGGGACUAAGGGAGAAGCAGGUGGCCCAGGGGAGCCAGGAGAGAGAGGAAUCCAGGGACCUUUUGGGCUUCCAGGCCGUCGUGGAGAACAGGGGAUCAAAGGCGAGAUGGGAGAACCGGGAAAGGAUGGAGUCGCCGGAGAGAAGGGAGACAAGGGUGAAGCUGGGAAGCCUGGGCCGCCCGGGUCACCUGGAAGCAUUGUAUCAUCUCUGGAGAACAGCAUCACCAACAAAGGCGAUAAGGGAGAUCCAGGGGAUACAGGCCGGAAAGGAGAGAGAGGCCCUCCAGGUCCCAGGGGGCUGGAUGGUCUCCCAGGGCCUGCAGGUGGGACUCUGCUGGAUAACAUGUCAGAAAAGGGGACAAAAGGGGAAAAGGGAGAUCCAGGUCCACCCAGCAAAGGAGUGGAGAUCAAGGAUCUGGAGAGACUUUUUGAAGCCUAUGGGAUCAAGCUGGCACUGCUGAAGGAACUGACCGAUCUUCUCCUGAGGGAUGGGCUUGAAGCGCUGAUCCAGCGGCGAGCCAGCUCUGGGAAAGGCAAGCCUCCCAAGAAAAAAGAGGGAUCUAUGCAAGCUACAGACUAUGCUGCUUCGUUGAAGUAUGAUUUUUCUAGCAACCCUCUUACCAGUAUAGAAGUCACUGAAGAAGACCUGAGUAUUGAUGUUGGGCAUCAGCUUACAGUUCCAGCAGCUGUAGGACAACCUACUAAGGCUCGGCAGAGCCCAGCUGGUCUUGCUCUGAGGUCAGAACCUCCCGCACUGGGAAACCUUUCUGCAGACACACCAGAGCCCUUGAAGAAGAGGAGGAAAGAGAAAGACGUGAGCAGACCUGAUCAUUCAAUGGGCAACAAUGGUUCUUCUGAAGCAGCUGAUAUAGUCCUCCCAGACAUAAAGCAGGAAAAUGCAGAUCCAGUUGACGGCCCUGAGUUAACGAGCCAUGUUAGAGUCAGAAGAACAGCUGAGAGACAGAGGCACAUGGUUAACUCACCUGGCACCACUGGAGUUCAGAAAUCCCCGUCUGGAUAUGUGACAUAUCCAAGACCUCAAGCCGCAAGGGGGAUCAAGAAGCAGGAGUCAGACAUGGUGGAUCCAGAACUGGAGCCAUUCCAAGGUCAAAAGGGAGAAAAGGGAUCUCCCGGAGCCAGGGGAGACAAAGGAGAAAAGGGCACUAAAGGAGACAGAGGAGAAAAUGGUCAAAAGGGAGAACCAGGAAUUGGGUUCAGAGGCCCCGUUGGUCAGGCUGGGUCCCCUGGGCAUAAGGGGGAGCCCGGGGCCCCUGGACCUCCGGGAGUGCAGGGCAUCCAGGGUAUUCGUGGCAACCCUGGCAUUCCAGGAUCACCGGGAGAGAGAGGACCCCCAGGUCCACCAGGCAUGCCAGGGCAGAAGGGGGAACGCGGUAAGAGAGGCAGGAAUGGAUCCACUGGGCCGGCAGGACCUCCAGGGCCCCCGGGAAAACAGGGGAUCCGAGGGCUGCCCGGGACCAAUGGCAACAAGGGGGAGAUUGGCCUCGGUGUGGCAGGUGCGAGAGGUCCCCGUGGACUGCCUGGCCCUGGGGGGGAGGAGGGCAUUGCAGGAGUCCGAGGCCCCACUGGCAUGAUGGGUCUGAAAGGCCUGCCCGGAGCGAAAGGAGAAAGAGGUGAUCGUGGCCUCCUGGGACCCAAGGGAGAAAGAGGUGACCCCAUUACUAUUUUUGGACCUCAAGGCUAUAAAGGCAACAAAGGAGAUGCGGGUGAACGGGGCCUGCCAGGCUUUGAUGGAGACAAAGGCGAGAAAGGGGAAGAUGGGCCUGCAGGAGAAAAGGGGGUCAAAGGAGAGGCAGGUGCGAAAGGGGCCAUGGGGCUGUUCGGCGCCAGAGGACCAGUGGGGCAGAAGGGAGAACCCGGAGAACCUGGCCUGCCUGGAUUUGCUGGCAUGGCUGGCCUGGAUGGGAAGAAUGGAAUCAAAGGAGCUAAAGGCGACAGAGGUCUGCAGGGUCAAAAGGGGGAACCGGGAGCGGAAGGUGAUCCUGGUAUAACUGGAGACCUUGGACGGAAAGGAUCUAAGGGCUUGCGUGGUUUUCCCGGGUGGAUGGGUAGCCCUGGUGCAGAUGGAAUAAAGGGUGAGAUUGGCAGCCCUGGAAAACCAGGGAUACCAGGGUCAGAUGGACUGCUUGGGCCAAAGGGUGAGCAAGGAAUGUCAGGUGCAGAUGGCCCCAUGGGAGUUUCUGGGGAGAAAGGAGAAAAGGGGGCCAAGGGAGUUCCUGGCUUGGGCGGAUUUAAAGGGCAGGUUGGAUUGCCGGGGAAGAUUGGUGUGGCUGGACCACCUGGAUCUCAAGGACCACAGGGUGACCCAGGACCACAGGGUGCAAGAGGUAGAAGAGGAAGACCUCAGCUCUGCCUCAGGGGUCCUGCAGGUACUCCUGGCAACAAAGGAGAAAAGGGAGAAAAUGGUCCAGCUGGUGUGAAAGGAGAGAAAGGAGAUCCUGGCCUUUCUGAAGAAGAAGUGAAGGAUGUGGUCAGGAGCGAAAUGAGUGACAAAUGCGUUUGUGCAGGUGAGUUGGGACGAAUGCCCAUAAACAGCGACCUGGGUGCAGACUCUCCAGGAGAAAUCAGCAGGAAUAUCAAAGAGAAUUUUCAAUCGCCAGAACUCAUCGGGAAGGCCGAUGAAGCUCAACAAGAAUUACUUAGUGAAAUACAGAAUACAACUGAACCAGAGAUGCCUAUCAUGGAAUCAACUCCAUUUAUGCCUGCUCCCAGUGAUAAGCAGCUAAUGGCUCAGGCUCGGCGCGAGCAGCGACAUGCCCGCCGCCCAUUAGAAGACCCUUGUCGGCUGCCGAUGGACGAGGGCUCCUGCCUGCACUACACGUUGCUCUGGUAUUACCAUGGAGAGGCCAACGCCUGCAGGCCGUUCGUGUUUGGAGGCUGUGGCGGGAACAGCAAUCGGUUUCAAUCCAAACUAACAUGUGAGCGUUGGUGUAAAAUCACAACAGGAAGGUGACUGGCUGCAGACAGGUGAUAUAAAUGAGAAGGGAGCUGCAGGAGGUGAAUCCAGGACAGCUCAGAGGUUGGAAAUACAGCAAGAUGAGCCAUUUAACACAAAGAGGUGGUAGAUGUUAGUUCUGCAAACAAGGAGAUCGUUAUGGUUAUGGAUAUGUAAUGAAUCGGACUGAUAAGGGACUCUUUUGUUUGGCUGGAAAAGCUGAAGUGUUCAGAGGCGCUUGACGGUCCCAUUCAUACUGUGCAAAACCCAACACACACCUAAAUGUUCUUUUAUUUUUUAAAAUAAAACUGUAGGUUAAGCCAACCUUGCCUAAUUCCAGUCA
This is a messenger RNA of Mauremys reevesii (Reeves's turtle), 3443 nucleotides long. Its product is annotated as collagen alpha-1(VII) chain-like. The coding region runs from base 92 to 3118 and encodes 1008 amino acids. The transcript has 48 exons. Gene Ontology annotation, molecular function: serine-type endopeptidase inhibitor activity. Lineage: Eukaryota; Metazoa; Chordata; Testudines; Geoemydidae. The record is from RefSeq and is a predicted model, not a curated record.